Belonocnema kinseyi is the source of this 2204-nucleotide messenger RNA. RefSeq names its product origin recognition complex subunit 3 (gene Orc3). Gene Ontology annotation, molecular function: DNA replication origin binding. Gene Ontology annotation, cellular component: DNA replication preinitiation complex; nuclear origin of replication recognition complex; nuclear pre-replicative complex. The record is from RefSeq and is a predicted model, not a curated record. The transcript has 14 exons. Lineage: Eukaryota; Metazoa; Arthropoda; Insecta; Hymenoptera; Cynipidae. Gene Ontology annotation, biological process: DNA replication initiation; DNA replication. Bases 146 to 2134 code for a protein of 662 amino acids.
GAAAGCAGUGUUAAUUGGUCUGAGAUGGGAGUUAGAUGUGACGUUUGAUAUUCUCUAUUUUUUAUUUUAUUCAACGUUUAUCUUUAUUGUUUUGUGCAUUGUUUUAUUUUUUCAACAAAGUGAAAGUGAAAUACAGUUGACUAUAAUGGAAAAGGUCUCAGUUUCAAAGGGUGUAUUUUCUAGCAAAAGUUAUAUCUUUGGAGAUAAGAGAAUAAAGCAUGAAUAUCAGAAUUAUAUGGACUUUCCAUGGUAUCACUCAUAUAAAGAAAUAUGGAGCACAGUUCAAAAUUGUACAGAGGAUAUUAAUUAUACAAUGUUCAAACAAAUUAUGGAAGACUUGCAUUCCUACGUAUCUAAGGUAAAAGAUGGUUCAAUGAAAAUUCUGCCAUCCGAAAUACCGACCGCAAUUUUGUUGGCUGGUGUCAAUGUUCCUGAUCACGUCAUGCUUUUUGAUAAAGUAGUGUCGACUCUUGAAAGUGUCACUCCUUAUAUAGCGACUGUGAGCUCGAAGAAUUGUAAUAACAUGAAAAACAUGGUUGAAGAAAGCAUUUAUCAAUUGAUCAAUGCAGAAACAAAGGACGAUCCAAUUAUAAAGAAGACUCAUUGCACUUUUCGUGCUUUGAGUUGCUGGUAUCAAGAAUCGAACAAAGAAAAUACACCACUCGUUAUAAUUGUACGUGAUUUUGAAAACUUUUCUGCCAAAGCACUACACGAUUUCGUCUAUAAUUUAAGUAUAUACUCUACAAUGAAAAUAGUUUUAAUCUUCGGUAUUGCAACAAGUUUGCAUGUCGUGCAUAGAACCCUGUCCUACGACGUUACAUCAAAACUUCGAGUAAAAGUGUUUUCCACACAAACACAAUUGCAAAGUUUAUCGGAUGCUUUGGAAGGAAUUAUUUUCUCACAUAAAAUACCGUUUAAACUAACAGGAAAUGCGUUUAAUUUGCUUCAGGAUAUAUUUCUCUUUUAUGACUUAUCGGUUGAUGGAUUUAUGCAAGCUUACAAGAUUUGCUUGGCCCUACACUUUUUUGACAACAAUUGGGCUUCUCUCUGUUGCAAUUCAAGUGACAUCGAAGAGAAGAUAGAUAAUUUAAUGCUCUCAGACAUUCAGGAAUUUAAGAAAUUACCUUCAAUAGCCCACUACUUCAAAGGGAAAGAAGAAUUGAAUCCAAAGGAGUUUAAAAAAUUUCUCGUCGAUCGCACAAAAACGUUUCAAAUAUAUAUGCACGAAUUUCUGUCAGUGCUUAAAUGCUUGCAUGCUUUUGUUGCUACUCUGACAAGUGCUCCGUUAGGAAAAAAAUUUCGAGAAAUAUACGGGAAAGCUGUUAGCUCAAAUUUAACGGAUUCGGAAGAAUACAAGAGUGCACUACAACUUUUAAAAUACCUGGCUAAAGAAGAGCUCCUCUUGAAACUCACUGAAGUUAUAGAAGUUGCUAAAGACAAUGAAAAGUUCUUACCUCAGGGUUUUAAGAAGAAUUUAGAGAAGAACUUCAAAAUAAUACAAAAUGCUAGUUUAGAAAUUCCUUCUCCAGUUAAAUCAAGAAAGACUGAUUCAGAAGAGACGUCACCAAAAUCUGAAGUGAAUAAAGUAGGGGAGAGACUCAAGCGUAUGGCAUUUGUAGAGGAUCUGCGUAGCAAGGCACGGAAGACUUCACAUUCGCCGUACAAAGAAGCACAGGAAAAUUUGAUAGAUUAUCUGGACAGAGACAUAUUUUCUGUUUAUCUGAAGAAUCCUAGAAAAUACGUGGGACAUGACAUUUUCUGUUUCCAUGAUAGCAAUUUGGUGAAACGACAGAUUAAAGGUUCUCUCCGAGCUGCAGUUCAUACCGCAUUGAAUGAUCCCAGAUUUUAUCUCAAGUGUGAUUGCUGCCAUGUGAGUAACGACGGCGAAAUUCUGAGUACAAUGCCAGAUCUCAGUAUAAUUUAUAAACUGCACUUAGAGAACAGGAAGUUGAUUAAUAUGUACGACUGGUUACAGUCAUUCCUGUCGUUCGUCGACCCCAGCGAAACUGAAGAACAACGGGAAGUAGAUCCAGCGAUAAACGCCCGAUUCUCGCAGGCAGUUGCAGAAUUGCAGUUCCUCGGGUACAUAAAAGGAUCUAAAAGGAAGACAGAUCAUGUUAAACGGCUUACUUGAUUUAAUUAAUGAUUUAAAAUGUGAUAUAUAACAAGUCAUUUACACAAUAAAUUGAUUUUUACUUUUUUUA